GCCAUCGCUCACCCACUGUCGGAUGCACACUCGACGUACAGAACCUCUUCUCGACCACAUGCAGCAGACCACCACCCACUCCCGAACACCAAUUAUGACUGCAGGCGACAUCAGCCCUCCACACAACACGACACAGUGGGUCUACCCCCUCCUGUUACUCCUGCUGAACUGGCAAACGCCAAUGUGGAUACGCCAGCCCAGCCAGAGAAUGGUCCAACAGCGAAAAGCAAGGCCAAGUCAGCAGACCACGUCAGCAGGCCAAGUCAGCAGACCACGUCAGCAGGCCAAGUCAGCAGACCACAUCAGCAGGACACGUCAGCAGGACACGUCAGCAGGACACGUCAGCAGGAGACGUCAGCAGGACACGUCAGCAUUGCCACGUCAGCAGCAAGGGAUGCCACAUCAGCAGGCACCGGUCUGGUCUAUGCUGUUGCGUUCACAGACGGCAGUCAUGGACCAGAAGGUCGGGGAAACAGACGAGGCCUGUCAGGCCCACAUGUUAGCCUGGGGUACCGAGACAAAGAAGCGGGCAGAUGACGCUGCCGCAGCAGCCAAGAAAAGGGCAGAGGAUGCCGAGCAGGCACACCUGCUGGCCGUACAACAACAGCGCCAGCACGACGAGGCAGCAGCAAGGGCUGCCGAUGAAGAGAGAACACAGCGUCGUGAGAAGAUAUUCACCGGAGAGCGGGCGUUACUUACCAUGGCAGCAGAAUGGCGAAGCGAGGCGGAGAAUAACCAGUUGGAAGAUAGCGCAAACAAGAUAGCGCUCCUCCUCUUGCAUCUCACAGACCUCCUGGCAACCUGCAUUACACAGCAGGCGGAGAUCCUUGGUCUCGACAACUCGGUAGCUCAUCUCCAAGACCGCCUUCAGCGGUUGGAGCAGCAACCAGUCGCCGCCACCGACGCAUGCUCUUCCAAUACUGUCGACCGCCUCACCGCAUUGGAGAUGCACGUCGGCUCCCUCCAGGACGGGGCACAGUUACAGCAGACCGUGACGCAACAGUUGCAGCAGAGGAUCUGCACUACCACCACCACCUCGAGUCCGGAGCCGCGCGAGACAGCUCCUAAGUUCCAUGGGCAGGAGAUCUUCCACGACUCAAUCAAGACAGAUCCAAUUCCAUGGUUUCGCAAGUUCGAGCUCACGCUGCAGCUCCACAACGUCAAGGAACACAAGCAUCACGCCUACUUGUACUCUCGCUCAGGGGGCGCGUGUCAGGCUUGGUUGGACAACCAGUUGUCCAAAUACGGAGUGGUAGAUAAUGACUUACACACCAAGAUCACCUGGGAUGAUCUGAAGGCGGCGUGGCACAAGCGGUUCCAGGUGGAGCCGCCAAAGAUCAAAGCCAUGGACAAGCUCAUGGUCUUCGAGCAAGGCAUGCUGCCGAGUACGGACUGGAUCGCCGAGUACCAACGCUUGACGUCAGUCCCAGACAUCCAGAUGGGCUUCAAGGCCAUCCGCCACUACUUCAUCUCAAGGUCAUGUCUGACAUUGAGCAAUGCCCUAAAGCAUGUCGAGGACACCUUGACGACGACGGCGGAGUUAUUUGACAAGGCUGCGCAGAUCAUCGUCACGAACAAGGAGGCCAAGAACCUCCGUUCAUCUGCAUCAGGCCCGAGCAGGGACCAGCAUCGGCCAAGAGUGGCCGUGGUCACAGCGGCAGCGUCGUUAGACCAAWCCAGCGAGGCUGCGUCUGCCAGUGAAGGAGACAGAUUCGCAGCCGCCCGGGAAGGUGGCCGCGCCGGCAGAGGCCGAGGGCGCAGCAAGCCGAAGACACACACCGUUUCUAGCCCCGAGCCCGGUGCAACAGCUCAAACAGGCCCAUGGACCCCGUAUGGCAUCUCCGAGUCCGCCUACAAGGCGCGCGAGAGAUUCCACUAUUGCCUUUGGUGCAACAACGAUCUUCAUCAGACGCAGUCUUUUAUGCAAAGAGCUGGCCUUGGCGCACAAGUUCGAAGGAAGGCAAACUCGACGGCGAUCAAGUUUGCGGAUGGUAAGACGCAACAACUUCUCGACCGUUACAUCGAGGCCGUACCGGUCUACUUCGCACCUCAUCCAUGCGAACCGAUAACAUUCGAUAUUCUCGACUCGGACUUCGACAUCAUUCUGGGAAUGCCUUGGCUCGCAAGUGCGGAUCACACGGUCCACUUCCAUCGGCGGACUCUUAGCGUUCGCGACGCCUUUCGCACGGAAGUGGCGUGUACUAUUCCUCUACCGCACUCUUCGAUCCGGUGCCAAGUGGUGACGGCCAAAUCAUUCUGGGCGACUUGUGCUUACGAGCAGUCCGAGGAGAUCGGCCUAUGUUUCCUACGGACCGUCGCGAUAGCCGACUCUUCACCCACGGACUUAUCCUCCGACCCCCGUGUGGUACGGUUGCUGGACGAGUUCGCCGACAUCUUUGAGUCACCUACCGGUGUGGUGCCGGGUCGGUCGAUCUCUCACGAGAUCAUUCUUGAGGCCGGAACCGUGCUGCCGAAAGGUUGCAUCUAUCGGAUGAGCGAGAAGGAGCUUGAGGUACUCCGCGCACAACUCAAUGAUUUGUUGGCCAAGGGCUGGAUCCGUCCGAGUUGCUCCCCAUAUGGAGCACCAGUUCUCUUCGUCAGGAAGAAGAACAAGGAUCUACGAUUGUGCAUCGACAACCGCAAGCUCAACACGCAAACCGUCAAGAAUGGGGGGCCUUUUCCUCGCAUCGACAAUCUUCUCGAGCGGCUGGGCGGUGCGAACCGAAUGAUCGCUACAGAACCGCGGUACAAGCAUUUUGAGUGGGUGGUCAUGCCUUUUGGCCUCACCAACGCCCCGACGACAUUCCACGCGGCGAUGACCAAUGAGUUUCGCGCAAUGUUGGACCGGUUCGUGCUGGUCUACUUAGACGAUAUUCUCGUCUACAGCCAAACAAUGGAGGAUCAUCUUGGACAUCUUCGACGAGUGUUGGAGACGCUCCACCGUGCCAAGUACAAGGCCAACCGCGACAAGUGCGAAUUUGUCCGGCAAGAGUUGGAAUACUUGGGCCAUUUGGUCACACCGGAGGGCAUCAGUCCGCUAUCGGACAAGAUUCAGGYCGUCCAAGAGUGGCCGGAGCCUCGGAACGUCACGAAUGUCCGCUCGUUCCUCGGUCUUACCGGCUACUAUCAGCGCUUCAUCAAAGGCUACUCCAAGAUCGCAGCCCACUUGAACAAGCUUCAGUGCGAGGAUCGACCGUUUGACUCUGGAGAGGAGGCGCGGGGAUCAUUCCUCGCUCUCAAAGCCGCGCUAUUGUCUGCGGAGGUCUUGCGGAUAUACGACCCGCUCGCGCCUACACGUGUCACUACGGAUGCGUCAGGCUAUGGCAUUGGUGCAGACCUCGAGCAACAUGAUGGUGUGGACUCGCACCCGGUCGAGUACUUCAGCAAGAAAGUGCCACUCGUGCAUUCCAUUGACGAUGCACGCAAGAAGGAGCUCCUCGCCUUCGUCCACGCGCUCAAGCGGUGGCGGCACUUCCUCCUUGGUGGAAGCCAAUUUCGCUGGGUAACGGACAACAAUCCGUUGGGUCUUCUACAAGACCCAAGACACCACACUGAGAAGGGAGAGGCUUCUGAUGUGAAGCCUCAGAUCCCGCCUGACCCUUUAGAGGUUGAACUGCGGGCCGAGGAGGAGAAACUCCGCCAGCAGGCCAAGGGAGUUGAAACUCUAAAGGCUGAGCUGCAGAAGAAAGAAGAAGCAGUUCAAAAGGAGGCCACGAGGAAACUGCUUGCUGCAGAUGUGGAGAAGGUCAGGGGCUGUACCAUCUUUAGCAAGAUCGAUCUCAAAUCUGGCUAUCACCAGAUUGAGAUGGCUAAAGGCGAUGUCCACAAGACAGCCUUCAAAACCAGGAAGUUCAUCAAGAACUUCUCUGCGAUUGCAGCAUUCUUGACUGAUCUCACAAAGAAAGACACUUCCUUUCUUUGGACAUCAGAAUGUCAGGAGGCUUUCACACAUCUCAAGGAGGCCUUGAUUCGUGCCCCUGUCUUGAAGCUACCUGACCCUACCCUACCUUUUGUGCUUACUACUGAUGCKAGUCAGUAUGGUGUAGGGGCGGUACUUCAGCAGGAUGAUGGGAAUGGUCUGCAGCCUAUCGAAUACAUGAGCAAGAAGAUCAAAACGAAGAAGCUGCAUGACUCUACCUAUGAGAAAGAGUUGUAUGCUCUUGUGUCAGCGCUCAAGCAUUGGAAACACUUCCUCCUGGGCAGUCACUUCAAGAUCUUUUCAGAUCACUGCACCCUUCAGUGGAUGAAGUCCCGGGGAGAGCUGAAUGACAAGCUUGCUCGUUGCAUUCAGUUCAUUGACAUGUUUGACUUUGAACUGAAACACAAGAAGGGCUGCUACAAUCGAGUAGCAGAUGCUCUGUAUCUGAUCUCCUUCACUCACUCAUUUGGAGAGAGGACACGUCAGACCAUUGCCCAGUUGCUGCCCAGGAUGAGAUCUUUGGGCCUAUUGUGAGGAAUCUCCAGGACGAUCCUGCCUCUGAACCAUAAUAUACUCUGGUCUCAGGACUGCUGUACACAUGCAGCAGACGUGAGGAGCGUCUGUGCAUUCCCCAGGA
Molecule: messenger RNA, 4556 nt
Organism: Chara braunii
Lineage: Eukaryota; Viridiplantae; Streptophyta; Charophyceae; Charales; Characeae
Source: the annotation of a GenBank genome assembly